Molecule: messenger RNA, 1605 nt
Organism: Cyclospora cayetanensis
Lineage: Eukaryota; Apicomplexa; Conoidasida; Eucoccidiorida; Eimeriidae
Exons: 11
Coding region: 1-1605 (534 amino acids)
Molecular function (GO): calcium ion binding
Source: RefSeq, a predicted model, not a curated record
AUGCGCGAGUUCCUUGACGUCGAGUCUUCAGGUGGCCUUUAUUUAGGGCCCCCCGCCGCUGCUGUCACUGCUGCGGCCAAGAUGGAGAAACCAAAGGAGGCGUUUCUCGAGACUGCUGGAAGCACCGAGAGCUCCUCAAGAUGCACCGACUCUUCUUCAGCGAACAAUGGCCUCCCCUCUUUGCCCUUGGGCGGCAAAGAGGGCCCCCUCUCUCCAGGAGGUUCUUCUCCCGGAUUUUCAGAUCUUUGGGAGGCCUGGAAAGAAACUGCAUGCUGUCUUCAUAGGUUAAGUCGUGUGGCUGCAUAUCCCUCUGCUGCUGAGAUCCUUGGGGCUGCAUUCAGCCUGCCAGCAGGCGCUGUGCCUCUUGUGCUGCCGCCUCAUUUUGCCGUGGCGGAUCACUCUGAAUACCCUAAAGCCAAGGCAGUGCUUUCUUAUCGAGAUUUCAAAAAGGCAGGGGCUCAGUGCCCGGCAGCUUUCUCGCGCUGCUUUGCGCCAAGCGUCUUUUGUGAAUUUCUAAGAGAUGCGCAUGGAGACGUUUCGACACAAACCGUCUCCAAGACGCUCCUUAACUCCAUCUUUAAUGCCCAUCUCAAGGAGAAAGUUCAACCCUACUUGAACGACAAAGGCGAGCUCUCCAUGGAGUCUCUCUCGCUCAUGUUCUGCGAAUGGGCUGAAGACCCUUCCUUUCCUGCCUUAUUUGCUCUUAAGCAAGAGGACCAAUUGGCUCACCCAGGGCUCCUUGUUUUCUUCGCCAGAUUCCUCGCCGUGCGAUUGUUUUUCGCUCUAGACGUUGGGCAAAGGGGCUUCGUGCGAGCACGAGACCUCCUGCGGUUCGAGGAGUUUCAACAGCUGCUAAACUCCCUCUACAAGCCCCUAGGAGCGCCUUGUGGGGAGACACCCACUCAGUGGUCCAUACAGUUCGCUUAUGAUAUAUUUAAUUUCCUGCGAGAGAACGGCUUCUGCUGCUCCGAGCACACGCUUGCCGAGCUGCUGGAGUCUCUCAGAGCUGUUCUUUGUCCCUACACCUAUGAAGUGACGCCGUAUUGCCUUCACCGCCUCUUUCUCUCUAAAGCCACUGUAACUCAGGCCGCUACGACAGAUCCGCGGGGGCUAUCCUGGACGGAAUUCGAGCAAGUACAGCCGCAGCAGCCAGCAGGAGAACAGGUUGAGGCACGAUCCACAGCGGCUGCUACGGAGGGAUCUUCGGAGGAAGAAGCGCUGUGUUUGGGACUGGAAGCGCUUAUCCGCCUCUUAGCCUCGCUAGACUACUGUGCUGCCGUCUGGAGUCCUUCGCCUAGCAAGGCUCGCAUUGUGGCGCCCUCAUGUAUCAGGGCCUCCUUGCGCUUCCUGUGGGAUGCUUUCGACCUGGAGAAGAAAGGCACUUUGGACUUCAAAGAUAUUUCCGACUUUUGGACGGCCGUAUCGGCCAGCCUUUCAUCCCGCGGUUUUCCUUCUGGGAGUCUCUUGCCCGGCUCCGUAGAACUCGAACUUUUGGAUCGUCUCAAAAACAAGGGAACGUGCCUCAGGCGCAGCACGUGCAUCAACGACAUGGCCCCCUUACUCCCUGGAGAUCCCGUCCUAGUUUCGCAGGAUACAUCCCUUUGA